GGGCCUUCCUGGUGGGGAUGUACAGCCAGAUUGACACCAGCUCUCAAAUCUCAGAGGCUCUGAAGGUCCUGCACAUGGAGGCCACAAUCUGAACACAUGGUUCUGGGAGCUUCACUUCCAGUGGAAUUUAACUGGACUCAGCAGCUGCAUUGAGACCCUGUAAGAAGGCACUGUAUUUCAGCCAAUGUCCUGAAGGAUCAAAGAUAUGAUGCAGCAGGCCAGAUGAAGAGCAGGAAGGGGCAAGGACAGAGCUGUCUGGCUAAGUUGCCGUUACUGUGGGAGAAAAAUCUCCCGAAUAUUGUGCCAAACAGGGACCAGUUUUGUCACGGAGUCUUAGGGCAGCGGCUGACGCUUACUUUGGUUGGUUUUUUUUUCCUCCAAGAGGGCAGAACUGCUGGGAGAGCAGAAGGGAGUGUUGGCCCUUUCAGUUAAGUCUCUGCACUUUAUGCUGGAAAAAAAUGUGGAUAUGUGCAGGGGGAGAGACCAUUUAAUGUUUUGAUGGUUUUCUUUGGGGGGUGGGAAGCAGCUGGUGGGUGGAGUUGUUUUUUUUUUCUUGUGGGUUUUUUUUCCUCCAAUUAAAAUUCUUUGUUUCCAUUGUGCCUUUUUCUGCUUCGUGCUGCCACUGGUGUAGCCUGACAUCCUUCUCUCCCUGUUCUUCACUGUCUGUUAUUCUAGAUACAGCUUCUCUGAAAGACUUGUCCUUGUGGCCAGAUGUAUGCAGAGCCCUCUUGGCCUUUUACGGUUUAUGCUAGAGAAAGUGUAGAAGGAUCGCUGGCAUGAGGGAGAUGAAUUUGACGAUUGGGUCUUCGUAGCACCAACUGCUGACGAGAUCUUGUGAGAGGUUUCUUAGAAAACUUUUCUUUAAAAACAACUAAAGAAAACUUCUUAGUACAUCUGCAAACAUCCCAGUUACAGCAGCUGAAUUUGAGUAAGCAGCUGGCCUUUCUCUUUGGCAUCUGCCAGUUUCUCCCUGUGAUUCUUCUCCUAGCCCUUGUCUGCUGAUCGAUGUGAUUGUUUACUGCCAGUUGUCAUGGGAGAACAGAAAAGGUGGUGGCUUCCAUCCCUCCAAUGCAGAGAAUUCACUGCCCAUUUCAUAGUCAUUCUGUUCACUGGCUUGCUUUCACAUCACUUGUCUCUUUUCCUCUCAUCCCAUUUGCUUGUAGAGAAUCUAGUAUCCUAAAUACAAAGAUCCUGGAGGCAUUUCAUGGACAGCUGUAAAUAAAUCUAUAUCCUUGUGAGAGGCAGUUGUAACCUUGUGGGUGGCAAGAUGAAGUGUUGUCCAUUCUUUCAAACAAGAAAUGCUAUGACUGAAUGCUUAUGCUGUAUGAAUUGCUUGCUUUGCAGAGAAUUGGAGGAGAAAAGGGAGAGAGAUGAACUUCCCAACCACUGUUAAGUAGCCUCUCCUUGCCUUUAAAUAGAUUAGAGCUAUUGCUUAAGGAUGCAACAUGCUUUCUUCCUCAGCAGCAUCUGCUUCGUAUCCAGAGCCACUACUGUGGCAAUUAGCUAGAUAUAAAUUAUGUGGAGGAACAGCUGAAGAAGAUCAAGUCAGUGAAAUGGUUUUCCUGAGGGGCUCAAUGACAGCAGGAUUAACGCCUGUCUAAAGGGUUCCCAGUGAGAUUACUGGCUCCUCUCACUGUAGUCUCUUAUCAGGCAUCAUUAAAACACUGCUCAGUUUGUCAGAGCAGGGAAGUAUUUCUCUUGGCGCUGCUGUGUGCCCUGAGCCAGUGGGAACUUAUGGGACUGGCUGGGAAAGGGUUUUUCACAGGACUUUGAGCUGAGGAGAAGUAAAAAUGUUGCAGGACUGUUAUCACAGCAAGGAUGGAAUCAAAGUAGUGGUUUUUUUGCUGAAGAGCCUCCCUCUGGAGUAGGAUUUCUGGAAAGCCCCAUCCAGGGCUUUAACUACAAAUGUGUAUGGGUAAAAAGCAAUGGUGUGGCUGGCCUCAAGUUCUAUGAUGUCUGCUUGGGGGCCAGGUUUAGAGGAGCAGAGGACACUCGUGUGGUGGCAGAACUGUUAAACCACCUCUCACUGCAGGAUAGCUAGACUUGGCAGAGCAGUGGGGAACCAGGUGUGCUGGAGAAGGUAGAAACAGUGUCUUUAUCAUCAAGAGCUCAUCUCUUUUGGGAGAUCAGGAAACAAACUCAAAAGUUUGUAAGAGGGUAGAAGCUGUGCUGUCGAGCAAGGUAUUUCUAAUCUCCCAAAAGAAAAAGCAUCAUCUGUGAUUUGUUUCCCUGCCUGUUUUCUGCUAAAUUGAAAGUUCCUGCUAUGUGUUUGCUCUGCUACCAUCCUCUGAAUGUAGUGGAGCUGAGCAGGCUGGCUUGAAGCAUGAUGCUGAAACCAGAUCAUGGCUGUGAGGAGAGGGGGCAGCUGAGGAGUGCCUGAAUGUGAGGAGACAGCUCGGGGCAGGAGUGCUGUGGGAGCCCAUCCUUAACAGCUGUGACAGCUCUGAAAUGGUUAGCAACAGCAUUACAGAUGCUCUGACACUCGCCUGCCUUUUAAUCAGUGCUCUGUAACUUUCAUCUCUGCCUGGCUGAGCACCUUCUCUUCUCCCAUCCCUGCUGAGCUGACAGUGUUAUCCUUAGUAGGUCUGCUGGGCUCCUCCUGGGGGCUGGGGCCAUGUUCUGUGUCUUUCAGAGAUGUUGACUCACUUAAAAGAAGAGCGAGGAGGACGUUUGCAGUAUUGCUCCUAUCAGCCCAGGGGAGCUCACAAGACUCACCCAGUGGAAAUUGCUGCUGUCUGCCUGUCAGAGGACAUGCCCCAAAGUGGCAAGAUCAUUUGGAUGCUCCUCUGCCACAAGCUGCUGCAGUUGAGAGCUUCCUAGGUGAGUUGUGGGCUGCCAGAGCUGGUGUCCAGCGCGUCCACCGGGAACAAGCCUACUCCCAAGCCAGUGCUGGUGUCCUAGAAAUGUCCUGGGAAUCCCACCCAGCUAUAGAGGAAGGAAAUGCUGUCUGCAGGCUUGUUCUUCAUCCUGUGGCUGCACCAUACCAUGCUGGAAGCAGUUCUUCUUGUCUGAGUGCCUGUUAUACGGAGAUGGUAGAGGGCUGAGGAGCAAAGGAGGGGCUGCAGGGUCCUUUGACUAAGCCUUUGACAGGUGGGCAAGGACAGGGUAGGAACACCAUUAGUAUGUUUUAUAAUGAUUAUCAUAACUUUGGACUGGGAGUCAUGAGACUUCCCCUUUUUUCCCCUCUGGGAAGGGGAUGGAGGUGCAGCUCAUCUCAAGUCCUCGCACUUGCCCAACAUGAAGUCUCACCACAUGUAUGUACACCUCGUGCUAGAUAGCAGAAGCAAGAAUGGCCAUCCAGGCACGCGGUGGCUGGCAGGAAUUUAUUGGGACUGAGAUGGAUGGAGUCUGGUGUGGCAACAGUGUGGUCCUAUGCAUGCUUGUGCUGCAGGGCAGGGGCAGUAGUGCUGGUUCGGCUGAGAGCAGGGCAUGACUAACAGGGGAGUUGCCUGCCUGCUCCUCACUCAGUAGCAGCUGCCCCUGGGGAAUGCAUUACAACAGAGAACUGGAAGAGACCCAGCACUGACCUCAGAGGCAAAUCUAUCUGACCUGCUGUUGGCAACAGAAAGGCAGGGAGGCUCUCCAGGUAACUGCUAACAAGCAGGCUUUCACGGACAAAGGCAUCAAUGUUUUGCCAGCCUUUAGAAUUAGAGGAAGGAAAGAGACACUUUGCUUUGCAAGCAGCAGCAUGCAAGAAGCUUGGUGCAAAAAAAGAGAGAGGAAAAGUCCAUCUCCAUUACUUAUUGUGCAUGGGUAGAUGUGGGCUGAGGAGUCUAUGACUGCUCCCUGGUGCCUCGCCAUCCUCUUCAGCCAAUUUCAUCUGUGACCUCGGUUGGUGACAGCUACAGUUCCGGCCCUGCCUGAUCUCAAUUAACUUCUCUCUGGCCACGCUGCAGUUCAAGACAGUAUGAUUCACGCUUAAGUCAAGGAGUUAUUCAAUAAAAGGUAAAAAUGUGUUAAGACUUUCGUUGGCUUUGUGUAUGUCAAGGCCAGCCCCACACCAGCUAAGCAGCCUAGAUUCUAUAGAGGUUGCAUUUGCCUAAGGUGGAUUGAUGUUUAAACUUCUGCUUUGCCUUUCCAUGCAUUUAAAUAAUACCACCCUAAAGCAGCAAAAAAUAGAGUUUGUAUUUUCUCCUCCUUUUAAAUUCAAGAGAUCUUAAUAAUAACAUCUCUGCUUGUCCUGUGUAGCUGGUGUUGUCUUGCCUUUCGCCUUGCCCUGUUUGCAUGAACAGCAUCUCUAACUGAAGAAGAUAUUGGACAAAAGAACAUCAAGACCCCCAGCAACAAUUAAAAAAUUCAUUAAGCUACAAUAGCCCAGUCAUCACUGGGUAAUUAUUAAGCUGUAAGAAUUGCUAAUUGUCUUAUUAGUAUUGAACAAUUAUGCAAAUAAUGGAAAACAUACUAUAAGAGUAAUAAAAUUACCUCUUUUUUUUUUUUUAAUCAAUAAUGAGAUUUAAAAACUAAGGCAAUGCUUGCAGAUUUGCUCUCUCUGGAGUUUAUAGGGGAUGUCUUUGGAGAGGAGUGAGACCGCUAAUGGCACUCUGCACAGGGUGAGUAGCACGUUUUGAACCACAUCUACAGCCACAGCACCAGGCUGUGUCCCCUGCUCUGCACCCACACCGGCAGCCCAGCAGCAGCCUAGGGACACGCAGGGGCCAAGGGCACAUGGUGCUCUCAGAGCUAGAGCAGGACUGGAUAGAAAGUCUGAAUUUUGCAUUCUCGCAGGCUUCCUACAGCACGCCUGGCUUUCUGCAAUCUGUUCUCCCCUGGAUAAGAUGUGGGGCUUCAGGUUUGGUCUGGGUGGAAGUAAGGCAGAUGGUAGCUUUUUCUCACCAAUUUAGGGUGAAAGUGGAAAGUCUUGGCCUUUAAAAUCAUUUUAUUUCAAGGGUUUUAUUCCUAGCUGGAAACCAGAGGUAAGAGCUGGCCUCCCUUCCUGGUGAGGAACCAGAUGGAUUUCAGAGUUCAGCUCUAAGCAGAAUGCUGAAAACGUGGCUUUGUUUUCCAGUGAAACAAGUCUAAAGCUUUGUUUGCCCACACCAUCCUGAAAUGGAGGCUCCAUUUACUUGUGUCCGCAAGGAGUCUGAAAGAGGCAAAGGGCUUCUUUGCUAAGAGUGAUUAACGCUGUUAAUCACUAACAAAUAUUAUCGUGUUUCCGGGCUUUAAAUUCUGCUCUGCUGAUAAAAACACAGCAUGUCAAAGCAGCCAAGCCAGCUCCUGCUCCAGGGCAGGUCCUGCUCCCAUGGUGAUGCCAUGACAGAUGUGGUUCACCUCACGCAAUCUCAGGAUCCAUAGAGGUUUUGAUCAGCAAAGCGUACCUUUACUUUCACUUUCUGAUAAGAGCAGUGAAGUUUGUGGCUCUUGGAGAAUUGCAUUUUGUCAUGGCUGUGUGAGGGUCACAGAUCACCACUGGCCAUUUCAGCUCACUCUGAAGAGGAGGGAAGGUCUGACAAGCACCAUCACUGUUUGUAAACUGCUUGCAGUUCCCUGAGCUUCACUGGUGCUCUACAAAUCAGUUGUUAUAUCUCUCCAUUUUUCCUUCUCACCUGGUGGGAAGGAUGCAGCAGGUGGAUAGUUUCCCACCGUUGCUGCUUAGCAGUCACUUUCUGAGAUGGAUCUCUUGCCUGUCCCUCGUCUCUCUGUGCUGGGGACAGGAAAGCCAACAGGCCACCUUGCCAGUAAUGGUUAAUAAGAGACAGAGACUUGGUGGUGUUUUUUUCUUAGUCAGGCAUUGCAUUACACCUGGGUGGCAGGACACACUUAGCCCUGAUGCUUUGUUUUUGAUGUUUUGAGGAUUUGGGAUAAUGGCUAUACUAUUUACAAGCUUCUCAGUGGCAUAUGUUGUGCAGGGAUUUACCAAAAUGCCCUUCUCUGCAACUUCACAUUUCACUUUCAUCUUCUUUCAGUGGAAAUUCGUGCUCAGACUUGAAAUUUUUAAUAACUUUCUUCUCCUGCUGUACAGGUCAAAGUAGCCGGGCUCCACGGAGAGGCAGUACCAUGCAGAAGCAUUUCUGUGUUAGUAGCUGUGAAAUUGUAGGAGCUUCCUUUCCUUUGGUUUGGGCCUCUCUGUCUCUGUGGAGUCAGCCUGGCUGCCUUCUGGGAAGAGAGAGCUGAUGAGGCAUGUUACUGAUGAGACGUGUGCUUUUUCCUUCUUGUUUUGAAUCCCUCAAUUUAAUGUAAGCCAUUGGCAGGAGAAUGUACGAGAGCUCUUGGCUACAGCACGUACUUCCUAUUGUUGAGAGUGAACAGCCCCGUGUACAGCCUGCAGCAAAAUUAUGAAGUAGCUCAAUUUGAUCUACUGAUUUCCCACAGUAGUUAAAAGAUGUGCUUUUCCAGUCUAUGACGUUGUGCACUCUAUGAAAAAAAUGUGUUAGUUGAGGCCUCGUGCUGUCUGAUAUGAGGAAUCAACCCUUUCCUUCUUCCUCGGGUCCUCAAAGUAACAAAUGUUGGCUUGUUUUUCAUUGGGCUUCAGGGUUGUUCUUGUCAUAUAUUAAACUCCUUCUCUACUAAUGGUAAAACCCAGGAUACUGCAUAAGGGAGCCAGGAUAAAUGUAAGAGGUGGUAUCAGAGAGUGAUCCCCCACUAGUCAUAACGACUGUCAAAGAGCACUGAGCAUUUCUCUGCUGUAGUUCAGUAUCUAGGAAGAGAACUGAAAAGGAACGAGAGGGAAGGAAAAAUGUCUGAAAAUACAGAAGAAUAAAUCCCUCCUUAUCUGUGGCCUGCUGUGCCCCAAAAGCUUCUGAACACGCCUUGGGAGGCAUGAAGGUAAGGUGCACAAAAUGGGGAUAAGGACAUGUAAGGUACCUCAAAGGAAAACAUGUAAAAGGGAAGAAUGCAAUCCAGAGUAAAUGUUUGUAAGCUUCAUUCUGCAAGGAGCGUCCUGUGAGAGCAGCAGUUGUUGGUAAUGGGUAAGCAGCUGUAAGGCAGUUCUGCUCCCAUCCUCCCCAGUCCCUCUCUCUAGUGGUUGUUAGUUUACCUGUUGGUGCAUUAAAGUAGCUAUAAACUCCUGCAGAGCUCUCCUUAAUCACCAGCUAAAAACACUGCACAACUCGCUGAUGUCUCUAUUUUGAAAAGCCAUUAUUGGGGCAGUAGUAAUACUAUUACUGCUUUAACUAACUUGUUCAGCAAUGUCAUUUUAAUCACCUUAGCAUAACCUGCUUCUUUUGGUAUAGCAAGGGCUGUGCCUCCAGCCUUGCUCUCUUGGGAUGCACAGCUUGAAGCCAUUGACUAACAGAUUCUUCUUCUGGUGUCUGCAAGCCUGGAUGCCUUUCUGAUAGGUUCGCCUCAGUCAAACACAGAUGACCUGGCUCAGUAUGGGGAGGAGUGGGGUGACAUGUAGUGGCCUGUGACAUAUAGAAAAUAGCAGCUGCUCUCAUAGUCCAGCCUGGCUUUCCGCUCUGUGGAUCUGUGUCCCCUGCUACCCAGCCCCAGCUGCCCCUUCCCAAAGUGCAAGGUAAUGAGAAGGCACUGACCACAUCGACUCAUUAAGCUGGGUUUGUUAGAAGACAGAUUGUCAUGUUAGACAAAUAUAUAUAAAAAAAAAAAAGAUAUCAUUCCCUGUGCUGUGCCCCAUCUGGGCCAUUAAAUCUGAAAGGGGCAACUACAGCUGUGUCAAAGCUCGGCUCAGAAGCUGAUUUCCACCACUGAUUGGCAACAACUCCAUUUCCAAACAUCAAUUUUGUCUCCUCAUUUCUCAGUGCUGCUCUAUUUAGAUUGCAAGCACAGCAGGGGGAUGCAUACUGCUAAACAAAACAAUAUUUGGGACUUUACACAAGAGAAACCCCCAAAAUGCAUUUCCUGAACCCAUCACCUCCUUUUUAUUUCUCACAAGGCCCCUUCGCUAAGUGACCUGAUGACAGAGGAUAGGAAGGACCCAUCUGCCCAUCGUUAGCCAGUUUGCUUUUCAUGAAGUUUCAUCAAUCUAAUGAAAAGGUGGUUUGGAAACAAACCAGGACAGCUCAGCUUUCAGUGUUCCAACACAGUUCCAACUAGGGAAAAAGCAAGCCUCUUUUUUGAGGGGGAAGAAAAAGAAACUAUUUUGAGUGAACCCAGCUUUUCUUUAGAUUGGUCCCCUGGUAGUCUGAUUAAUUUCGAGUGCAGAUGUUUACCCCAUCCUUCCCAGAAUACACAUAAUACUCAAGAGCAGCCUUACUGUGUCGUAUUUCCUACUUGCCUCACUGUUCUGUUAGUGUUGCAGUUGUGCAGCAACAUAUGCUAAGGCCUUAUUACAAGGGAUUCCUAUAAAUGGCAUAAAGGAUUAAUAAUGUAUUUAUAACACAACUUUGUUUUAGUAUAAAGUGAUCUAUAAAUUUGUAAUAAAUGUUUUAUAAUGUUUUUGUAGCCUGUUAUAAAUGAUAAAUGGGAGACUAUAGAUGCCACAUCAAAUAUUCAUGCUGCAUUGUGUGCAUUAUUAUGCCGUUACUGUUCAGGAAACCAUUAAUAAUAAAGUGAAUGGAGAUGUAAAAGUUGCUGACAUGCCCAGCAAGCCAUUUAUAAUGAAAUGUAUAAUCCUUACCAUAAAGUAAAUACAUUGGCCAGUGAUUGUUGAUGAAAUGGAAACACACUGAAUUAUUUGUAAGGUAUUUAUAUAUUAAUGUAUAUUAUCCAUAUCAUGUCAUAGAAAUGCCAUUAAUAUAUUAUAUUAUAUGUAUUAUUAAUUAUUUUUACCUGAUUUAUAGGCAGCUCCUAAAGCGUUACCUUGUCUCUUCCGCAGCCACGUGCGAGUCUAUCUGAAACUUCAAUUCCCUCAGUAAAGAAAAUGUGUACGAGAACAACAAGUUGUUGGAGGCAUGGCUGGAAUCAAGCGUUCUUCUUCUGAACUUCAGGAGCAGCCUGCUGGGAAGAAAGCUGUUCCAGAGCCUCCUAAGCCAGUGUCUCCAAAACUGCCUUCUGCACACCCACCAGCCAAAGCUAAGCCAAAAGAAGCUUCCCCAGUCCCCACAAAGGGUGUCUUGACAGAGAGUGGGAAUAUCCGUAGCAGCUGCUGUGGUAUCUGCGGGAACCACGUCCACCUGGUACAGCGUCACUUGGUUGAUGGGAAGCUCUAUCACAGGAAUUGCUUCAGGUGCAGGGAGUGUUGGAAUGUGCUUCUUCCUGGAAGCUACAAAGCUGGGCCUGAGCCCGGUACAUUCAUCUGUACCAGCCACCAGCAGCCAGACAGUGUCCAGAUCUCUGGGCUCAGCAGCACCCAGAACAAACCUGAGAGCACCCCAACCCCUACUAGUGCCAGAGCAUUCCAGAAAGCAGCAGAACCCAAGAAACAGGAGCAGGUGUUGAAGAAACCGAGCCAGGAAGGCCUUGCUAAUUCAACCAAGCCAUCUGUUUCAUCUUCUGGAAGCUCUGGCUUCAGAAGUCUGAAUACUCCAUGGUCGUCUUCAGCUGUAAAUAAAUCAGAUGACUGCAAAGGUAUCCCAUUGGGAAAUAAAACAGAUCAUCAUGAAGGUACCACGUCAGGACCUCUUUGGACAACCUCCAAAACAAAAACACAGCAGGCCCGUGAAAAUUUUUUUCAGUCAUUAGAGUCCUCCAGCAAUAAAACCUCUGAUGCUAAAAACCAUGACCCUUCUCACAGCUCUGGUAAAAAAUCCUCUGGCAGAACUGCUACAGAGGUCACUCUAGUGAAGACUGAGAAGGCUCAGGCACGUAACAAUAUUAUACAAGCUUUGGCUGGAUCAAACACCUCUCCAAGCAGGCCAGGAGGACUCAGUUCCACUGGUUCUUCAGCAUCUAGUAGUAGCAACUUUUCUCCUUCCAGUUCCCAGUCACAGAGUCCAGCUCUGAAAGCACAGACCAGCAAAACAGGCUACACAGCACCAAAACAGGAAAAGAUCACAGAACCUCUGCCCAAGAGUCAGACUACCAGCAAACCUGUUGAAUCUGUGCACAAGCCAGAGUCAAAAGGCCUCAAAGGAACUGCGAAUGCUGGUGAAGACAAGUCUGAGAGCCCAGCAGACUGGAGAUCUCGGUUGAAGCCCGUGGCCCACAAAGACCAGGCUGGCUCUAAGAAGCCUACUGAUCACUCACAGGUGGGAACAGGGAGCCCAACACAGAAAGAGAAAAAGCCAACUCCAUUAGUUGUUCCAUCAGCAAAGCAGGAGUCUGCUUCCUCUGGUGGAAUCCUUAAGAAGAAAUUGAUCCCCAGCCCAGAUCUUGGGAACUUUCAGAAUUCAAAGCAAAGAUGGAAAGAUCAUGGGGUUUCUGCCAAGAAGGAGGAAGAGAGCAGCCACCAGUUGAACCAAAACACUGUCACAUUUCAAUCCUCCAUUCCAAAAAGCAUCCAGAGCAGUGAAGCAGUGUCACCAACCAAGCUGCACCCAGACUACCUCCCCGAGGAGGAAAUCCAGAAGAAGGUACGUGACAUUGAGAAGCAGCUGGAUAUUCUGGAAUUGAAAGGAGUGGAUCUGGAGAAACAGCUGCGUGGCUGUGAAGGAGAUGAGUCUGAGGAUGCCCUCAUGGUGGAUUGGUUCAAACUGAUCCAUGAAAAACAGCUGCUGCUGAGACAGGAGUCAGAGCUGAUGUACAAGAUGAAACAGCAGAAUCUGGAGGAGCAGCAAUGGAACAUUGAGUUGGAGCUGAGACGGCUUGUGGACAAGCCAGAGUAUCUGAAGACACGCAGAGAGAAAGAACGUGAAAAGGAGCUGCUGGAUUCAUAUCUGAACACAGUCAAUGAUCGGAAUAAUAUUGUGGAGUGCCUGGAUGAGGACAGAAUCAGAGAGAAAGAGGAGGACCAGAUGCUGGCAGACAUGAUCCGGAAGCUGGAUGGAUCUCUCGAGGGCCAGGAGACAGAGAAGAAGAAGAACAAGUUCCGCUUGUCCAAAAUAUGGAAGCAGAAAAAUAAGAGUUAAACUCAGGAGUGGUGUUACUCUGCACACUGGUGCAGAGAGGACUGUCAAAGGGAUGUUCUUUUCUUGCUGCUGCUUUCCUGGACUUGUGCAAGAUGGUGACGAGGCCUCUUUCCUCUCUGCUGUGGAGACUGCAGGUUUCCAGGUCAAAGGGACAGUGUGAGUCCUCUCUCACUGGUGUGAGGCACACCUUUCCCAGAAGAUUUUCCUUCUUUGAAUCUAGCUCAGAGCUGGCUUCAGCCUUGUUGGCAGCUCAGCAGGAUGGAACUCAGUUUGCCCAUCCACUGCUUAGGUCGUUACAGACCUGAAUCAGGGAGCAUGGCACUGUGUGUCACCCCACAGUGCCCCACUCAGAUCAGCCAGGGCUAUGCCAAGGGUACUGUGCUGGUUCCCAAAAUGGCAGUUCUUUCUCCCUCCCUGCAUCUCCUUUGGCAGAAAGAGAUUCUAUGGGUCUCAAGAGAUCAAUGGCCUCCCCCUUAUUUACACCCAUGCAAACUGGAGUUUCAGCCCCCACAGCCAGGGGAAGCAGACACCAGAAUUACCUGUGGGUUGGGAUGUCUUAGAUCCAGAGACAUUUCAGCAGUAGUGCUGUUUCCAGACCUCCUUGUGGGAGUUGCUGUAGGCUGGUUUCUCAGAGCCGUGAAGGGCUGCUCACUGCUUCAUUCCCUCUAUGGGGGGGAUUUUUAACUCCUUGUUUCCCUCACUGCACAGAGAAGCAUGGUUUUCAUUGCUUGUGGCCCGCUAUGCUGAAGACAAACAGAAGUUUUCUUUUAACAGCCUUAUGCUAACAGGGAGCAGAAGGGCAUAACUGGGUUUGUCUCACCCAUCAGCUUUCUGCGUGGGACAAGCACACAUCUCCUGAGUCUCUGUGCCUGGACAUCCAGUGCCCUCAGGGGUUGCCAUGGUUCACCUUGGUGGAACCAGGGCAGCAAGGAGCAGUGCAAAGUAGGUGCUGGACUGCUGGCAGUGUGUCUUUGUCCUCCACGCUCAGUCCAGAGUGACUGCAGCCAGACAGCUGCCCUACGUGGCAUCAGCCUUUGCAGUCAACCUUGGGAGCAGGGAUAGAGAUGGCAGGGAAAGAUGAGAAUAAUUCAUGAUGCCUCUAGCUCUACUAUGCACUCCCCUGUGCUUCCUUCCUCCCUCCAUGCCAGGGUACUUCAUGAUUUCCCUGCGUCCUGUUCUCCAGCAGGGCCUGGGAUUUUUCAGCGAGGGGAUUUGCUGCCUGCUGUGCCCGGUGGCAAAGCAGAGGCGAUGCGUCCCUCACCCACGAGGUGGCAGUGGGACUCUCCGUCCGAGGCAGCCCGCCCUGGGCACCGCAGGGGUGAUCUCGGUAGGGUACCCAGCGCCCAAAGGGUUUCUCGCUGCCCACAGUGCGUGUAUGCGGUGGGACGCUCUGUACCUGCCUAUGUUUUCGUUUAAUAAAGAGCUGCUGGUGCACA
This is a messenger RNA of Gallus gallus (chicken), 12277 nucleotides long. RefSeq names its product MICAL like 2 (gene MICALL2). The transcript is spliced from 16 exons. Bases 8787 to 10841 code for a protein of 684 amino acids. NCBI's taxonomy places the organism in Eukaryota, Metazoa, Chordata, Aves, Galliformes, Phasianidae. The record is from RefSeq and is a predicted model, not a curated record. Gene Ontology annotation, molecular function: protein binding.